Tarenaya hassleriana is the source of this 3075-nucleotide messenger RNA. Its product is annotated as small G protein signaling modulator 1-like. Bases 361 to 2508 code for a protein of 715 amino acids. Gene Ontology annotation, biological process: activation of GTPase activity. The record is from RefSeq and is a predicted model, not a curated record. Gene Ontology annotation, molecular function: GTPase activator activity. The transcript has 12 exons. NCBI's taxonomy places the organism in Eukaryota, Viridiplantae, Streptophyta, Magnoliopsida, Brassicales, Cleomaceae.
UCUUAAAUCACAAUUCACAUGCUUUUCUUCUGUAAUUACAAAUACCCACUACAUUGUAAUCAUUAAUAAAACGAACACGGCACGAAGAACGAACAUACAUACAUACUUCCAUCAGAGAGAGAGAGAGAGAGAGAGAGAGAGGGGAGAAAAAGGGAAAAACUUCCCCCGUGGAAGAGAAAUGGCGAUCGGAGAAGAAUAUCCUCCGUAGUCUUCAGGUUGAGGAGGGGGGAAGUUGGGGGGAGACGGGUGGAGGGCUUGUGUCUUGAGGACUGAUGUUUUCUUGGUGGAGAGGAGGAGAAAUGGACUUGUGGAAAAGCUGGUGUGGUAAAUUUGCAGAGAGUUGGAUCUUUGGUUCGGGAUAUGAACGAGCCUUGUAUUUCACAAACGCGGAUAAAGGUUGCUGUAAAAACUGUAUCAUUUCCUCGAGUUUCUAAUGCACGGGUCCGCAAAAUGCUUAAGCCAGAAAAGUGGCAGGCGACUUUCGAUAGCGAUGGAAAGAUUUCUGGUUUCCAGAAAGUGCUCAAAUUAAUUAUUUUAGGGGGAAUUGAUCCAUCUAUUCGAGCUGAAGUUUGGGAAUUUCUUCUUGGCUGUUACGCAUUGAGCAGCACUUCGGAGUAUCGUAGGCAACUCAGGGUAGCUCGCAGGGAACGCUACACUGAACUGCUCAAGCAAUGUCAGAUGAUGCAUUCGAGUGUGGGAACUGGCUCGCUUGCCUAUGUAGUGGGGUCUAAAGUUAUGGAUAUGCGGAAAUCGUAUAGAAAUGAGGUGGCAAAGGAUGGUACAGCUGAAAGCAGAGAAGGUUAUGUAGAUGAUACUGAUAAUACUGAGAAUCACGGUGAUUGUAGAUAUGAUUGUACUGAUACAUCUCAUGCGCACAGAAGGGGAAGCUCUAGUGAGUCAGUUGACCUUGUAAAGGGAAGAGAAAGUCCUGAUAGCCCAGCAUAUGACACUUCCCCGUCUGCACCUGCAUCCCCCAAUCCGUAUAUUGCUGACAGGUUUUUUGAUUUCCCCCCUUUACCCGUCACAGAUUUGUUUGGGAGAAGUAGUUUAGAUAAGAAAGGGUUUUCUACUCCUGAUGAAGAAGCUGCAUUGCAAAGCGAAACAAGAUUUGAGAAUGCGGUUGUGCACAGUUUUCGAAUUGAUAGCAACAGCGAUAUAGUUAUAGAACCACACGAAUCCACUUCUAGCAAUGAGAAUACUUUCAUUAAUUCGGAAAUCGAAGUGAUGCAUCCGGACUCUGUUGGACCACCAUCACGUUCCUGUUGCGCAGCAGAAAUAGUCGAUGGUUUGAGAGUAUCAGAUGUCCCGGAAGUCCCAUCAACAAAGGGUUCCCCAUCUUGUGGUGAACCUGUCAGAGAAGUUAGAGUGUCUGAAUGGCUUUGGACAUUGCACCGCAUAGUUGUUGAUGUGGUAAGAACGGAUAGCCACCUCGAGUUCUAUGAGGAUCCAAGAAAUCUAGGAAGAAUGUCAGAUAUCCUAGCGGUUUAUGCUUGGGUUGAUCCUGCAACGGGUUAUUGCCAAGGUAUGAGUGAUUUAGUGUCCCCUUUUGUGGUUCUUUUUGAGGAUAAUGCUGAUGCCUUUUGGUGCUUUGAAAUGCUCAUAAGAAGAAUGCGUGCAAACUUUCAGAUGGAGGGACCGACUGGAGUUAUGAAACAGUUGCGAUCACUGUGGCAGAUACUGCAACUUACAGAUAAAGAAAUUUUUUCUCACCUAUUACAUAUUGGUGCUGAAAGCCUUCAUUUUGCGUUCCGGAUGCUAUUAGUACUUUUCCGACGGGAGUUGCCUUUUAACGAGGCUCUCAGGAUGUGGGAGAUGAUCUGGGCUACUGAUUUUGAUGAGUCUGUCGCUGGAACUUUGGAGAGUGACUGCUUAGAGCCCUUGGUAGUUGAGCUUCCAAGGCAGUCUGGAGAAGUUGUGGGAGAAAACAUAGAUGAUGCAAGUUCAAAGACCGAACCAAUUUCAAAGAGUGGGCCACUUCCAAAGAGCAGCCCAUUGUUAAUGAGCGGUCUGUCGUCAAAGAGCGGUCUGCUGCCAAAAAGUGGUCCGUUGCCAAAGACUAGUCCAAUGUCUGAUGCUGCUGCCGUGAAGUCAGAUUCUGCAUAUCAUUUCUGUGGCUUGACAGGGAGGUUGUGGUCAAGGAACGAGAGAUCACAAGUCUCUUCUUUAGUGUCAUCAUUCAGGAAAGGGGAUGAUGAGCUUCCUGUCUUCUGUGUUGCGGCGAUUUUAAUCAUGAAUCGGCAUAAGAUCAUGAAAGAAACCUGUUCAAUUGAUGACAUGAUAAAUAUUUUCAAUGAUAAGCUGCUGGUAAUUCGUGUGAGAAGAUGCAUUCGCUUAGCCAUCAAACUUCGUAAGAAAUACGUGUACAAGAAUCAGCUAAGCAAGAAAAAGAGCCAGAAUCAAUCUAGGAACCACAACAAGGAACAAAUGCAGAAUGAAACCAAGAUAGAGAUUCAAACCCAGGAGGAGAUCCAGAGCCAUGAUGGGAACCAGGGGGUCAUCUUCACAUAACUAGGUCAUCUUUGAGUGCGGGUUUCCAAGAAGUUCCAAGAUCCGUGCCUACAUCAUGUUUGCCGACGACAUUUUUGAGGCACAGGGAGAUAGAGAUGGAGCCGGAGUUUGCGAGUAAAAGUUCAGCCGUUUGGGAAUUCACCCGGGACUCGUAAGUUAUAACCAGAGGUGUAGGCAAAUGAAACUUGACCCUUGUCUCUAGUGCGGGAAGAUAUAUAUAUAUAUAUAUAUAUAUAUAUUUUGGUUGAUUUUAUUUUGCGUGAAUGUCAGGGAUGUUAUAGAAGCACACGAAAGUACUAAGAACUACAGUGGUUUAUAGAGAGGCUUUCUGGGCAACGGUUGUGGUUACAUGUAAUGAACUGAGUAUACGCCAAAUACGGUGCAGAGAUUUACUUGUGAAACCAGCCUUUAGAAUUUUUUUAAAAAAAUUUGGUUUUUUUUGAAAAUUUUAUAAAAUUGGAUUCGAUUUCGAAGAAAAUUUGGUUGAAUUUUGAAUGGUGGGAAAAGACGUUAGAGCAGACGAACGGGAAUCAAAUUCGUAAAUACUUGACGAAAUUAAACCGGAUU